This is a messenger RNA of Gorilla gorilla gorilla (western lowland gorilla), 3226 nucleotides long. It is a transcript of the gene KCNE1, whose product is annotated as potassium voltage-gated channel subfamily E regulatory subunit 1. Gene Ontology annotation, molecular function: delayed rectifier potassium channel activity; voltage-gated potassium channel activity involved in ventricular cardiac muscle cell action potential repolarization; potassium channel regulator activity. NCBI's taxonomy places the organism in Eukaryota, Metazoa, Chordata, Mammalia, Primates, Hominidae. The record is from RefSeq and is a predicted model, not a curated record. The coding region runs from base 267 to 665 and encodes 132 amino acids. Gene Ontology annotation, cellular component: voltage-gated potassium channel complex; membrane. Gene Ontology annotation, biological process: potassium ion export across plasma membrane; negative regulation of delayed rectifier potassium channel activity; membrane repolarization during action potential. The transcript has 3 exons.
GCAGCGCUCAGGCCGUUAGAAGGUGCCGCCCCGGGGCUGGGCUGUCGGUGGCCUCAGCGUUCGGCAGGCGCUCACUCAGCUCCACACCCGGCUUUCUCGGCAUCUCAGACCCGGGAAAAAUCCCUCUGCUUUCUCUGGCCGGUUUCACACAAUCAUCAGGUGAGCCGAGGAUCCACUGGAGCAAGGCCUUAUCUGUAUCCAGAGGAAAUAGCCAAGGAUAUUCAGAGGUGUGCCUGGGAAGUUCAAGCUGCAGCAGUGGAACCUUAAUGCCCAGGAUGAUCCUGUCUAACACCACAGCGGUGACGCCCUUUCUGACCAAGCUGUGGCAGGAGACAGUUCAGCAGGGUGGCAACGUGUCGGGCCUGGCCCGCAGGUCCCCCCGCAGCAAUGAUGGCAAGCUGGAGGCCCUCUACGUCCUCAUGGUACUGGGAUUCUUCGGCUUCUUCACCCUGGGCAUCAUGCUGAGCUACAUCCGCUCCAAGAAGCUGGAGCACUCGAACGACCCGUUCAACGUCUACAUCGAGUCCGAUGCCUGGCAAGAGAAGGACAAGGCCUACGUCCAGGCCCGGGUCCUGGAGAGCUACAGGGCGUGCUAUGUCGUUGAAAACCAUCUGGCCGUAGAACAACCCAACACACACCUUCCUGAGAUGAAGCCUUCCCCAUGAACCCCACCACUGGCUAAAACUGGACACAUCCUGCCUAGCAACCUGAUUUUCUAAUCACAUUCCUCUCAUACUCUUUAUUGUGAUGGAUACCACUGGAUUUCUUUUUGGCUGUUGUAAGGGGUGAGGGGUGGAUUAAUGACACUGUUUUACUGUUUCUCUAAAAUCACAUUCUUUUGUGAUAGACUGUCAGUGGCUCCCCCAUAUGUGUCCCUGCCUUGCUAAAUUUAGCAGAAUCCCUGAGGACAUGGCCUCUGAGAAUAGCAGCUGCAUUUCCCAGACUCCCUUGCAGCUAGCAAGGUUGUGUGACUAAGCCCUGGCCAGUAGGCAUGGAAGUGAAGACUGUAAUGUCCAAGUAAUCCUUGGAAAGAAAAGAACGUGCCCUUAGCUAACCUUGUCCUGCUUCCCAGUGGCUGGAUGUGGAGGAGGUGGAGAGCAGUUAUGAGUCUGGGAAAGAAAGGGGCACUCAAAGAGCCACACACAUCUGGGCCUGGGUGAUGUGGAUCCUCCUUACCACCCACCAGGCCGGAUUUACAGGAGAGAGAAAUCCACUCCACUCUUCCUUAAGCCACUGUUAUUCUGAUCUCUGUUAAGUUUGCAGAAUCAAUGCCCUUACUGAUACACCUACCUUAUAGGACUGAACCUAAAGGCAUGACAUUUCCAUACUUGUCACAAGCACACACCGAUUCUGCCCUUGUCACUUCUGUGCUCACUCUUGUGGCUCUAUCCUCCUCCUGCCCUUCCGCCUUCCACUCCUCCCUUGCACCCAUCCUGCACACAUCUCCCUGAAAACACACAGGCACAUACACUCAUAUACAUAGACACACAUACACACCUCAAUCUAGAAAGAACUUGCUUUGUACAGGGCUGAGAUGGAGGAGAAAAAAAUGCCCCCUUCAGAAUGCAUACCAAGGGGAAGGUGCUCGGUCACUGUGGGAGCAGGGAAAGGUGCCCCCACUCCCCGAGAGCCAGGGGAAGGAGUGGCUCUGGGUAGAGAGGGACACAUAGCACUGGGGUGGCAGGUCCUUUUGAGGUGAUGGGCCGGUUUUGUGAGAUGAAUUGUAUCCCCCAAAAAGACAGAUACCUUCGAUGUGACCUAAUUGGGAAAUAGAGUCUUUGCGGAUGAUCUAGUUGAGAUGAGGUCAUUGGGGUGGGCCCUCACCCAAUAUGACUGGAGUCCUUAUCGGAAGAGGGAAAUUCGGACACAGAUGCAUAGGGAGGACACCAUGCCGUGACAGAGGCAGAGGGUGCAGUGACACAGCCACAAACCAAGGAAGGCCAAGGAUGGAUGCACAUCCCCAUCCCAAGAAGCCGGGAAGAAGCCAGGAAGGCUCCUCUCCCACAGGUUUCAGAGGAAGCACAGCCCUGCUUGAAUUCAAACUUUUGGCCUCCAGAACUGUGAGUCAGUGAGUAUCUGUUGUUGAAGCCACCCAGCUUGGGAUACUCUGGCAGCCUACUGCUAUACAGUAUUGGGAUACUUUAGUGAGCCCAUGAAGCACCUCUCACCCACCCAGAGAUGGAGAUGCUCUGCCUUCCAGCGGGGCACCCAGAGGGGUUGCCCCAGCAGAUAGAGAGGGCCUCCGUUCUGCCACCUGCCUUGAAAGGGUCUCCAGCUGCCAUACGUAGCAUCGGAGUCCUCUGCAAUGCGACAUCCUGAAAGCUCAGCUGCCUGGGCAUUCCUGAAGAGUAUGGAAUAUUUAAAUGAAACAUAUUUUUUUUUAAACCUGCACAUAAGAUAAAAGCAGCCCGUGUGCAUCUUGGGCCAUCCUCAAAUGGACAGACUUGGUCUUGUGAGGUUCCAGUCCUUGUUUCACAUAAUAAACACUGGCAUGACUCAGCCCCUGAGUUACCACAGUCCUUGAGAUGAGUGGUUCUUUGGGUUACAAAGUCCUCUGAAAGUCUAGUGAGAGCUGUGAUCUUUGCCCCACCCGAAUAAUGCAUAUGGACACCACACCUUGCCUACCGUGUCCAGGGUUCAUGACCAGUAGCAGCCCAGCUAUGCCUGCCACGUCUCACGGCCCCUGUGUAAGCCAGACCCUUCUUAGGCAGUUGCAUAUUCCCAGACUGAGGCAGGGCAGGUUUGCAGAGAGAGACCCAGAGUGCACGUGACCCGCGGUGUGAUCCCUGGCACGCACUGACUUUGAUAUUCCAGGCACAUGGACUGGCUUUUUAUCACCACUUCAUUUUCCCCACUAAGAUUCCUGUGCCUUUUAAGGCAGAGGGAGAUCCCUAUGGCGUUAGUCUUCCCAGGCCUUAAAGGGCCCUUGUGUUCACUCACAAACCUCUUAUCUCUUCUUCUCCUUCCUCUACAUUUUAAAGGGGGAGAGGGAAAAGUAACCGGGAGACAAAUUGAGCCACAUAUUUUCAGACACUUGUUACCAUAUUUUAAAAUCUGGCUUCACAUACACAGAGUCUUUGCUAUGCACCAUGUACUGUUCUAAGCUUCUUAAAAAUAGAAUCUCAAUUAUUAUUUUGCAGGCAAUACUCUAUGCAUUCAUUAGCUAGGACAACAAUGCAUUUGCAGUAUUGAGAUUUCGUUAAAAAAUUAAAGCCAUUUACUAUGA